This is a messenger RNA of Hemicordylus capensis (graceful crag lizard), 1004 nucleotides long. RefSeq lists its product as uncharacterized. NCBI's taxonomy places the organism in Eukaryota, Metazoa, Chordata, Lepidosauria, Squamata, Cordylidae. The record is from RefSeq and is a predicted model, not a curated record. The transcript is spliced from 6 exons. The coding region runs from base 318 to 1004 and encodes 228 amino acids.
CAGACGUGAAGGAGGGCUUCCUUUCUGCAGAGUCCUUUUAAAGCUAGGCACUUGAUUGUGUGAUGAGAGGGAAAGCUAUGUGGGGAGCAGGGAGGGCAGAAAGGGCUGACCCUGCCCUGGUGCUUGGGGACUGGGAGCUGCAUCCUAAGACACAGUCGGGAUUUCAAACCUAAACAAGCCAGUGUGGGCAGUAACGGAUCUGGUGACCUCACCGCAGUCCCGGAAUUCUGCAGGGAUUCCGACGGAGGAGGCUCAUUGGCCAUCCUGGGCAUCCAGCGGCAGUUAGUUGGUCUUGUUGUCUGGUUUUCUUUGCCAAAAUGGGUGGCUGCUGGGCCCGUCUCAGGUCCCAACAGGAAGAAGCUGUCAAACUCCCUGAAAAUCCGGACCGGGAUCAGACUGGUGUUCCUGAGAACCCCAGCCCCGUUCCCUCUGCUCCUUCUCCCACCUCCCCACCCCUCUCCCUACCGCCCCACCCCAGCUCCCCCUUACUCCCCAACCCAGUCUCCCCCUCCCUCCCCCUUCUCCCUACCGCAGAGACUGCGCCCCCAGCCCUCUCUCAUCCCAGUCUGCUGGAGCCCACAGAGGACACCAGUUCCUCCACACUGGAUGCCUGCCCAGGUCCCUCCACCAGCAGGAGGGCUCUGCAAGAGGACCUCCCUCAAGGCCCCAAUUCGGCAGAGGCCUCGUCCCUCCAGCCUCCUUGCCCCAUUUUCACGUGGUCCUCCUCCUCUGCCUCCACCAAGUAUCUCCGUCUCUCCACCACCCCCUCCCUCUCCCCCUCCUGCCUCUCCCUGAAUCCCUCCCCUUCCCCUCCUCAACAUCUCUUCAAAAUGGAAGAGAAAUUGGAGAACCUGAUGUUGUUGCAGAACAAGCAGAUGGAAGACCGACAAGAAGGUCUCAUGAUUUUCCGUGCCCACAUUCAACAUGUUGUGGUGCUGAGCAAACAGCUCCAGGAACUCAGAAGCAGGCUCAGCCAACUUGAAGACGCCUUUGCAGAAAAAUAG